Molecule: messenger RNA, 4399 nt
Organism: Dromaius novaehollandiae (emu)
Lineage: Eukaryota; Metazoa; Chordata; Aves; Casuariiformes; Dromaiidae
Gene: IPCEF1
Product: interaction protein for cytohesin exchange factors 1
Exons: 11
Coding region: 83-1360 (425 amino acids)
Source: RefSeq, a predicted model, not a curated record
UUUGAGAGAUGGGAGUUGACAGGACGAGUGUGGCUGUUCGUCAGAAUUCCUAGCAGCUUUCCUACUGAAUUUGAAACCAUUCAUGGAAGCUGAUGGCUGUGCUCUCGUUCCUGUGCGUAAGAAGGCAAAACAGAAAAGUCAAGGGUUCUUUAUAAUGAGCCGACGGAGGAUAUCGUGUAAAGAGCUGGGGCAAGCCGAUUGCCAAGGAUGGCUCUACAAAAAGAAGGAAAAAGGAGCUUUCAUUGGCAACAAAUGGAAAAAGUUCUGGUGUGUGCUGAAGGAGUCAUCGCUGUAUUGGUACAGCAGUCAGCUGGCUGAAAAGGCAGAAGGAUUUAUCAGACUUCCAGACUUCUGCGUGGACCGAGCAACUGAAUGCAAAAAAAAGCAUGCUAUUAAGAUCAGCCACCCACAGAUCAAGACGUUUUAUUUUGCAGCAGAAAAUGUUCUGGAAAUGAACACGUGGCUAAGUAAGCUGGGGAUGGCUGUAGACCCUCAGGCAUGCAAUGGGAAGAAUGAAGAAGAAUGUUACAGUGAAAGCGAACACGAUGAUCCAGAAAUAACAGACACACCACCUCCCCCCUACACAGCCCAGCCACCACCUCCGCAUUUGGAUCAGCAGAAGUCCUCCUUGACCUCAACUCUGUCAAGUGAAGCAUCUUGUUCUGUCUUCUCUCCUGAAAGCACUUUCAACUCCCAAGAGUCAUCUUCUUCCUUGAUGUCCAAAGUGGUUUAUCCUGAGAGGCAGUCCUGGCUUGACCUAGUUAACAGCUCUGCUGUAGAAGAGGGUGAUCAGCCUUUAACCUUCUGUGUCCAGAUUCACUCUGAGGAGCAGCCAAAAGUGGACUGUGGAAAAGUGGCAGAAAACCAGGAGGUUCAGCCCAGUGGUGGAUCCCAAAAUUCUUUGUUAACUCCAGAUAUGCAUUGCCUAGCCAUGCUAGAUGCAACAGGACAGAAAUUGCUAGCCAAAGAUCAGGGAAAAUGCCCCGAUGAUGAGAUGGAACGACUUUAUAAGUCAUUAGAACAAGCAAGCUUGUCUCCCAUUGGUGAUCGUCGGCCUUCAACCAAGAAAGAGCUUAGGAAGUCAUUUAUCAAACGCAGCAAAAAUCCUUCUAUUAAUGAGAAACUCCACAAAAUUCGAAUGCUGAAUAGCACAUUAAAGUGUAAAGAACAUGACCUGGCAACAAUUAACCAGUUGCUAGAGGACCCAAAAUUGACGGCAAUGAAGUAUAGAGAGUGGAAGAACACAAACAUCAUGCUGGUUCAAGAUAUCUAUCACCAGCAGGACACCCAGGAUGUGUCCACAGAGAACAGCGAGGAGCAAGAGAUGACUGCACUGUCUGUUGCUGAAAGUGCUAUCUGAGGCUGUGGAUCUCUGGUACACAGCGAGAUUUUCCUCCACCAGUCUUCACAUACAGGCACUUUAAACUGCUGCAUUCUGAGGUUUGUUUUGCCAAGUGUUCUUCAUGAGGAAAACAACCCCUUCUCCAAAGCUUUAGUUCAUUUUGCACAACUUACUUCAUACCGAAAGAGUGAUUUCCCCAAAUUAAAAAAAGCAUGUCUGUAUCUGAGCGGUAUAUUUAAGAAGAAUAUUAUCUGAAGCAGAAAAGAAAUGUUUUUCCAUUUUGAGAGAAGUAAAUUGAAUGUGCGCAGCUCCUGGAAUUCACAGAACUGUCUAAGAACUGCACAGAUGUCAGAUCCUUGGGGUCAUUUUAACCAUGUGACUUACUGAUAAAGGAAGCUACAAUAAUGCCAGAAGGAUGUAAUCUACUCUCUACUUUUUGACCCUGCCUGCAAGGAUCAAACUUAUUUCAGUAAACUGAAAUAAGUAUUUUCAUCCCUACAUUCAUUCACUUUGACUGAUUUACUAGUUUAAACUGAGACAAAAAGAAUAGUAAUUAUGCAUGAGUCUAUACUACAGACAACUGUCAGGCACCCGGUCUGUGCCCUGCCUGACGUCUUAAAAGUUUCACAUCUAUUUAUGGACCAGACCAAAGUACUGUCUUUCUACAUCAAGAGGAGAAUGUCUCUCAGUAUGUUUGGUGACAUACAGAUUACUCUUUAAUGAGGCAAAUGAUGUUUCAACAAGUUUCAACUCUUCUUAUGGACAUGACAGAACUUCCCUGAGGACUAUUUGCUUCUUACAUAUUUUUUACAGUACUGAAUACAUAAGGUACAAGUUCAUCCCAAAUUCCUAAUUAGCAAAGUGAUGAAGUCCCCUAAGCAGAAACUAAAUCCUUAGAUUCCUGCUGCAGAACUGAAAGUGUAAAACAUAGCUGCAAAUAUUUUUGUACAUAUAUGUCAUUUUAUGGCUUAUAUGAAUGUGACCAUGUACUAUAUAUAUGUUCUAUUUAUAUAUUUAUAUAUGUUGAAUUUCCUAAUGUAGAUAGGAACACAUGGACCACACCCACCCAGAUGAGAGUGCUUACAUGUUGACUUGAAGUGAAAUGUCUCCUUGUUCUUUGUACUAUUACUCUUUUAAGUAUGAAUCACAGUAAUGGCUCUAUAACUGAGACUGCACUGGGACUUCUGCUGUAACUUUUUCUUACUUCUUUCACUGUAGCUUUGAGAUUUGAGGAAUAUUUGCAUAAUUUCAGGUAGGAAAAUAUGUUUUCUAGAAAAUGUCAUAGUCCCACAUUGGACAAACAAAAAUGAGUACAUUAAGAAAUUGUGCUACAGGCUUAUAAUUUUUUGGCCUCACUGUCCUCAGCACAAGGUGUGUUUUUGCCUUCCCAUCUUGAGUUCAAGUAUAAGGAACUUUGCAGAGUGCUGAAUUUUGAAAAACAAGAAUUAGCCCACCAUUCUCAAAUUAAUGCCAUUACUGGAACUGUGGGAAUUUGCACAUCUGUUGGCUAUUUUGAAAAGAUAUGCUUUGUCGUUAGUUUUUAAUACAUCUUACCUUUUAAAGCAAAAUACACAAUACAGACACAACCAUAUUCACUUGCCUUUAAGCAUGGUAUGUUUUAUUAUAAUUUUAAUUAAGAAGGUAAAUGUUAAUAGUCUUUUUAGGAACAGAUGACUCUUUUCCUCCUGCUUCGCAAAAAGUCUGAUUUGGAUAUUGCAUUUUUAACACUCAGCAGCUUGCCCUUUUGAACAGAGACAUUGAAUUCUUUCCUGAUGCAUCCAGAAAUGCCAGUUAGGGCUGGGUUGAGUGUAGGAACUGGGAUGUAGGUGGUAAGCUAUAAAGAAGGGGAAAUAGAAGGAAGAACAUAGGCUUUGAUACAAGCUUUAAUGGGGAAGGGGGAAUGGACACACAAGAUUGGGGUUGGUUGAAUGCAGAAGGAUGGCUGCGCUAGGGAUGUCAUCACUGCCUCAGGUAUAAAAGGCUUUAGGAGUGUCAUGGUCAGGAAUAAUACUGGGUUAUGGGGCUAGUCUGCUGGUGGGGAACAAAAGCUGGCUGAGACUUUAAAGUGGGUGACAAUGACUAAAUGGAGAAGGAGACAAACUACCCAAGUUGGUUAAAAAGCUUAUGUUUCCAGGAAAUUGUCAUAUGUGGUGAAUUCAUAAUUUCACUAAUUGUAACUAGAAGUUGAUGAAAAUUAAGGAAGCUCAAGAGCUGGUGGACUUUGAUUUUCAGUAAUGCCUUGUUACAAAAAUUGAACUUUUUUGAAGGUCUUUUAUCUUCCACCAUUCCCAGAAGCCCCACUGGACAGCAGGCGUCUGUGAGCGUUCAGCUCCUGCAUUGAAUUCUUCAAAGCAGCUGUGGGGGUGAAGAGGGAUCAACCGUGAGUUUGGCAUGUUGAUUAACUGCUCGGCACACAUUAAAAGAUAUGACUGUAGGGAUGAAUCUGCUUUGUCCAUCUCAGUUUUAAGUAGGUGGUGCUAAAUAAAUGAUAAAUAAUGGAGGUCCAAUUGUAUGCACACUUUGUUUUUUCUCUUACAAGUGCAGGCCAUUCUGUUUCUCAUGAAACAAAGCAUAUAUACACAAUUCUUUUUAAAAAGCAUCUUCUCCACUUAGAUCUUAAAAACCAAGCACAUGCUUAAAUGCUCUGUUGAAUAGGGCCAGACUAGUCAGUGCCUUGCAGUUCUGAGCAAAUCCUUGUUGACUCGCUUUGUUGAAGUAAAUGUGCAUUGUACAAAGGAGCGCACUGUGUUGCCUGUACACACUGUGUAGGCUCUUGUACACACCGUGCUUAUAUUAGCAUAUACAACUGUGGGAGCAGUUUUGCCAGAUACAGAGAGAGACAAAUGUCCUUGCGUUGUCCAAACUCUACUAUUGUUUUUGUUGACAUUGUAGCCUGAAAUAGUUUUUGAAUUGCUCUCUUUCAGCUGGUCAAUAGGUUAUUACUGUUGAACUACUGACUCUCGGUAAACCUGAUGAUGAUGGGUCGUAUCACCCCUCUCAGGAAAAAACAGAGAAUUCUUGAACAGGGUUGCUUGAAGGCAGCUAUCUCAGCAAAUU